AUGCGAGGGCUACCGGGUGGAGGACGGAAAGGGCCAAAGAAGUUAGUCCGCCAUCGCCAGCAACAUCCAGUGCGCUUGGCAACACUUAACGUUGGGACGCUUACUGGAAGAAGUCGUGAACUGGCAGACAGUCUCAGAAAACGCCGUGUUGACAUAUGUUGUGUACAGGAGACUCGCUGUAAAGGCUCCAAGUCAAGGGAAUUAGGCGAUGGCUACAAGCUCAUCUACCAUGGCACAUCAAAUCGCAAUGGCGUUGGUAUCAUAUUGAACGAGUCGUUUAGAAAUAGCGUCACAGCGGUGGAUCGACUAUCGGAUCGCUUGAUGGCUGUAAAAGUAGAUACAGGAGAAACGGAAUUGCGAGUCGUCUCUGCUUAUGCGCCGCAGGCGGCUGUAGUGAAGAAGAGAAGGCGUGCUUUUGGGAAGAUCUGGAGCAGUACGUCCAAUCCCUGGAAGGCGAAGAAGUACUUCUUAUCGGAAGAGGCUUCAACGGAAAUGUCGGUUCUCGGAAAGACGGGUUCGAGAGUUGUCCUGGUGGAUACGGUUCUGGCAACGACGACGGGUUGUGAAUCCUGGAGUAUGCUGUUGCAAGUGACUUGA
Messenger RNA from Necator americanus (New World hookworm), 597 nucleotides. RefSeq lists its product as uncharacterized. Bases 1 to 597 code for a protein of 198 amino acids. NCBI's taxonomy places the organism in Eukaryota, Metazoa, Nematoda, Chromadorea, Rhabditida, Ancylostomatidae. Gene Ontology annotation, molecular function: double-stranded DNA 3'-5' DNA exonuclease activity. The transcript has a single exon. The record is from RefSeq and is a predicted model, not a curated record. Gene Ontology annotation, biological process: DNA repair.